Molecule: messenger RNA, 1013 nt
Organism: Cajanus cajan (pigeon pea)
Lineage: Eukaryota; Viridiplantae; Streptophyta; Magnoliopsida; Fabales; Fabaceae
Source: RefSeq, a predicted model, not a curated record
UUGUGUGAAGAGUGAAGACCAGAUGGUGUUAGCACACAACCAUGUGGGCCAGGAGUAGAGUGCAGUAAGGUGGCGACUUUGUUAGAAAUAUUCACUUUGUCGCAUCCAAUUCCAAUCCCAAUUUGCAAAUGCAAAAAACCUGAAUUUGCAAGACAAAUUCAAAAUGGCUACCGUGCCUUCACCUUCUCCUCCUCCACGCGCCGCCUCCGAUUCCGGCAACUCCUCCCCCAACAACCAGGUGGAACCUGCAACAAAUAACGGCGUUUGCCACGUCGACGAUGACAAAAAACCUAAAUUCACCGAUGGUCUCGAUCACUUGGACAGUCCACAAUGCAUUGAGAGAUUCAGAAAAUAUAAUGAUGAUUACACUCAUCGGUUGCUGUCUAAAUAUUUCUCUACGAACGGGUUUUAUGGAGGCAACAUAUUUGAUGUGCAAAUAACAAUAGACGGUGAAGUCAUAAAAUCAAGCAGCUUGUCUUGUUUAAAGACAUAUACAGAUCCUGUAGUAGGUUUUGAAGAACAAUGCAGCAAUGGAUCAACUCCACCAGCAGAUUCCCAAGCUAAUUUUCCCAAUGGAAAACACGUGGUGAAGAAGAACUGAAAUCAAUGCAUGUUAUCAUAGAAAGGUUAACGCAAACCAAGGCGUUAUUAUUACCAGGAGCAGGAAUUUUGGAACUUACGACUGAAAAGACAGUCAUGGCCUCAACCAUCAAUUUCCUAGCCUAAAAACAGAUUUCCCAAUCAUAUUUUUGUGGGGUUAUAAUUGCGUUAAGGGCUGUUAUUUUUUUGUUUUUUUUUUUGAGAAUUAAGGGCUGUUAUUUAUAUGAUUCGGUAUGAAAUUGAUGUAUGUGUUGAGGGCCUUAAACCCUCUAUUUUAUUCUGCAUUUCACAUCUAUUUCCUAGUUGUUUGCCUGUCUAUGCUAGUGCGUAGUAUAGUUGGAUGUGCUACGGGCUGCUAUUAUGGUUUAGUAUACCCAUCACAAAGUGAAUAAUUGCCGCCAGCUAUUGUAUUA